UUGUGUUGAGAGAAUUUAUUAGGAAUUCUAGAAUAGUUUUGUUGAACUACUCAAAUCUGUCAAGAAACUCAUCUUUGAUUUAUUUUAUAACUGUGUUGAAGUAAUUUGUGUCAAUAGUUGCACUGAUUUUAUCAUGUGACUGCUUUAGACAUUUAAAAUAAAGUAAGUGCAUAUCUUCUGCAAAAAAAAAAAAAAUUACUUCAAAAUAAACUAAAUCUUCUACCAAAACAUAGGCUGGGUUUUCCUUUCCUUGCAGUUUUAGAUUCAGCUCAUUUCCUUUCGCUCUUACUUCCACCAAAAAGUACAAUUUUGGCAACCAUUUGUCGUUUUUUAUUCGAGGUGAUUAACGCCUUUUUUCAUUUAGGAAUGUAUUUAUUUCAUUCAAGCACAAUGCAAAACGUUUCAAGCCCUCGCACUUUUAUAAAGAUGGAUGCCGGAAUACUGAGUCUCCAUCUCGUUAAAGAGUUCUUUAAACUGAAGAUGUUUGAGAAUCAAUCCUGGAAGAUCUUCUUUUGGACCCUGGGAAGAAAUAUAACAGACAAUAUAACAGACAUAAUGGGCAACUUGUGCAGUGCCUUUUAUGCAAGUGAUAAGGCAAAAAAAAGUACAGACCUUUGUGUUCCUCAAGACUCCUCUGGACUUAAUGUUUGUCUAAAGGAUCAGACUGACCUAGCAGACGUAUUUAGUCUUGGGGAUGAGAAUCAAGAUACAAAAAGUACAGACCUUUGUUUUCCUCAAGACACCUGUGGACUUAAUGUUUGUCAAAAGGAUCAGACUGACCUAGCAGACUUCUCCAGUCUUGGGGAUAAAAAUCAAGAUACAGAUCCUCAUCAUUUCACCAGUGACCAGUCUAAAGUCCAGUCAGAUGAGAUUGAAGGUCCACUAAUUGGUGAUCAUGAAACUCAGGAGUCAGAAGGUGGAGAAGCUGAUCUACACAAAUAUCUUGUGGGCUGUGAGAAGAAUCCAGUUUGUCCAAAGGAUCAGACUGACCUAGCAGACUUAUCCAGUCUUGGGGAUGAGAACCAAGAUACAGAUCCUCAUCAUUUCACCAGUGACCAGUCCAAAGUCCAGUCAGAUGAGGUUGAAGGUCAACUAAUUGGUGAUCAUGAAUUUCAAAAGUCAGAAGGUGGAGAAGCUGAACUACACAAACUUCGACGUCACUGUAAGAAGAAUCCAGGUCACAGCAAGUUUAUACCUGUUGAUACAUUCGCCUUGAAAAAUUUACCUGACGAUCUUCAAGACGAUGAUUUGUGUGAACUCAUCAAAGUUACAGCUGACCUCACUGUUCGAAUUAAUGUUAGAAAGAUAAGUCCACACAGACCUGAGCAUUGGCCUAAGAAAUCUCAACCAUAUCCAUAUUUUAAUACGUCAGAAAACAAAAAUAAUGUAUAUGCAGGAAGUGGAAGAGUGUGGAUUAUAAACAAGUAUCAAGAUGGAGACACACACUGGGGACGUACUGGCUACACAAAGUGUUGGUGUAGAAAAUGUGAAGGUUCAAACUCAUCCAGCAAAGUGUGGUGGGAGUUUGGAGUGAACACAGCCGCACAUGUGGUUUUUGAUAACAUUGAGGCCAAACACACAACCUUGAGAUUGUUUUAUGAUAGUGAUGAAAGUCCAGAGGUCAUUGUUGAUAAGCUCUGUGUUACUGAUACCAUAAUUGAGGAUGACAUGUGUGAGUUGAGAUGUGUGACAUGUAAUGCUGAAUUAGGAAAAAAACUGAUGAAAAUAUGCAAACAUUUUGAAAAAAUCAAGAGGAAAGUCUAUCACAAAUACUCUAACUCUAGAUCUAAAAAAAAUUUGACCUUUAUAGUGUCACAUCCUCAUGGAUGUUCUAAACAAGUCAGUGUUGGUCAGUGGAAGAACAAAAUAGAGGUGGGUGUUGAUAAAUCUAAGUUUACUUAUACAACUUGUACAUGUCCAGGAAGUAGUGGAGCACAUGUCUACUGUCUAGGGUAUGACUGGACUUGGACUAAUCUUGUCCACAGUGGAAGUUUGGAGCCUGAGUUAAAUUACAGUGGAACUUGUCGUGUCUUACACUUGUAAGUUGUCCAGCUCCACCAUGAAGAUGUCUUUGAGAACCCUUGACAUUCUAAACAUCAAACACAAAUGUCUCUUUAGUCUUGAGAUAAAUACAUUUAUACUUUGUAAUAGAUAUUGAUUGAUUAGUUUGGUAGAAACAUUUUGUUUUGGACUUAG
This is a messenger RNA of Biomphalaria glabrata, 2196 nucleotides long. RefSeq lists its product as uncharacterized. The coding region runs from base 367 to 2043 and encodes 558 amino acids. The record is from RefSeq and is a predicted model, not a curated record. The transcript has 11 exons. Lineage: Eukaryota; Metazoa; Mollusca; Gastropoda; Planorbidae.